UCCGUCCGUCCUGCCUUGCAGACUAUACCAGCUGUCAAGCCAGAGUGAAGGAUCAGGCAGAGGUCUGGGAGUGGCGGAGCCAGCCUUGCAGUGGAGCUUGAGAUCGCGAGGUUUCUACGCACACUUGAGGUUAGAGAUCACGGAGUCCAGUAAUAGAAUCCGAGGCGCGGAACGUCAUAUAUCUGGGAGAUCAAUAUAUACUAACUCAGCUCAUGCCUCCCUUAUGCCUGGGGAAGCCGUGUGGAGUGAGGAAGAAGGACGGUGACCUGGGGUCCUGACUCGGGGCUCCUGGUCCCUACCCUAGGUGAGUUCCAAUGAAUCGGCUCAUGAAGGGGAAACCCGCUGGCCCACCCUGAGACAAGAAUGGCACCACCCUCUGGGUGCAGCCUCCUUGUGAUCGGUGCACUGGGCGUCUUUGCACUUGACUGCUUCGCGAGAGCUCAGAAGAACAGCACGCUAAUUUUCACGAAGGAAAACACCAUUCGGAAGUGCAGCUGCUCUGCAGACAUCCGGGACUGUGACUACAGUUUGGCCAACCUGAUGUGCAGCUGUAAAACCGUCCUGCCUUUUGCAGUCGAGCAAACCAGCUACAAUGACCAUCUGACCAUCUGGUUCACAGACACAUCUGCACUGGGACUCCUCUUGAACUUCACGCUGGUCCGGGACCUGAAGCUUUCUCUGUGCAGUACCAACGUUCUCCCCACUGAGUACCUGGCUAUUUGUGGUCUGAAGAGGCUUCGCAUCAGCACCGAGGCCAAGCAUCCCUCCCCAGAGCAGAGUUUACUCAUCCACGAUGGUGGAGAGAGAGAAUCCAGAGAGAAGCCCGUGUUGUUACACCAAGGCUGGCAAACCUGUAUGUAUAUCUCCUUCUUAGAUAUGGCACUUUUCAACAGGGAGUCAUCCUUAAAAUCAUAUAGCAUUGCAAACUCUGCCAGCAUGGCCAGCAACUUCCCCUACUUUUCCUACUUUAAAACCUUCCCAAUUCUAAGCAACAAAAGCUAUGUUGUCACAUUCAUUUACUAACAUUGUAGCUGUGCCCAACCUUUGGGACCUUUGGCACAUUAUGGAUCAUUUCAACAAGGAAUCUGUGAACAAGGUCACGGGUAUUCCUAUCCUCAACUUCACUUCACCCCCAGCCCCCAUCUGCCGGCCCUCUCUGCUCUGCGCAUGCCCAUCCAUGGUAAAACAAAAUAAAAAGAGCCAAAACACCUACUUGAUUCAGUCCAGGAACGUGCCUUGAGGGCCAGCUAGAGGCUAGGUCCUUGCUACUGGGGGCAGGUGGAGAAAUGUCAGAUCAGAGAUGGAGAGACCAGUGCACCCCAGGAACUGCUUAGUGGAGCUCAGCAGAGGGGAUGACCCCCAAGAAAGGCAUCUUCCUUCAAAACAUUGCCUUAAUUUUUUUCUUUUUUUGCUUCAUUUUGGUAGAUAGCUUGGAAUUCCCCUAAGUAGAGAAUGAUAGACUUCAGCAUUUUGAGACUGUGAGCGCCACAAAAUGAUCAGAUUCUCUUAGACUGGUAUUUUCCAAAUAUCUCGUUAAGAAUAUGCACAUGGAGAAAGGGGAGUCUUGUGGGUGUGUUUAGUGAGGGAGGUCUGAAGCUUGGAGGACAGGGUGGGACCUUAGGACCGAUUGAGGGCCACUAGGGUCCUGAGGAAGGGACACAGAAAGAAAAAUUGGAAGUCACAAAAACCAAGUGCAUUGGGUUUUUUCCUUAGGGCAAGGCCUAAACCCAGGGAAAGUUUUCCUCUUCGAGCCCUUCACGUCCUUCUCUUGUCUUGCCUCCUAUCUUCGGCCCCGCUGUGCCACUUCCCCGUCUAACUUCUCAUUGUCUUCAAACCCUCCUCCUCCUUCUCCUGUUCCAGAAAUCAGUACUUACAUUCAUACCAGUAGAACUACGUUUGACCACAUUAGGGGCUAGCCUGGGAAUGUAACAGUCCCUUAUAACAUUACUCCCAUGGGUAAAUAUGCCCAGAUUACUAACAGAUAAUUAACGAAAGAGCUUUUAGCACUCGGUCCAUUUGGAAGUUUAAGACCGGAAAGUCAAGACACGUUGCCUGAUGGGGUUAACGCAAAAUGGUUUUACGUGCAUUGAUACAAGGAACUAACACAACAUAUUUCUUUUAAAAUUAAACUGACUUGGGGAUUCCCUGGUGGUCCAGGUUAGGAUGGCGCAGUCUCACACCUGAGGGCCCGGGUUCAAUCCCUGGUUGGGGAAGUAGGAUCCUGCAAGCCAUGUGGCACAGCCAAAAAAAUAAAUACGUUUAAAAAUUAAUUAAUUAAACGGACUCAUCAUUGUACGAAGAAAAUCUUCUCUCCCAGAGACCCAACUUACCAUUAAAGUGGAAUAUAAAGAACCUGUGGCAAUUAUGGUAUAAAUGUCUAAAUUCAGAGCGCAAAGAAUUUGAAGCAUGACUGAAUUUAUGAUAUCAUAAUAAGAAAUACUUCUAUUAUGAAAUGACAGGCUGUCUUGGAAUUGACGACUUUAUAUCACAUUCAUCACAUUUUUCUCUUAACCUUAACACAGGGUAACUGAAAUAACCUGAAAUGUCUACAUUUACUUAAUUGGUGGGGGAUUUGGCCAUUCGGGCUAAUUAGCAUGCAUCUAUAAUGUCAGUGUUUAAAUUAGGCCAAAACUAAGACCAAAAUAUGAAUUUUAAUAGAAAAAUGUAAUGACCUCAUUACUGACAUUGUAUCUGGAGGUAAGAUUAAAGUGAUGGAAGAAGACAAAGAAGAA
Messenger RNA from Physeter macrocephalus (sperm whale), 2732 nucleotides. It is a transcript of the gene EPCIP, whose product is annotated as exosomal polycystin 1 interacting protein. The coding region runs from base 364 to 1023 and encodes 219 amino acids. The transcript is spliced from 4 exons. Lineage: Eukaryota; Metazoa; Chordata; Mammalia; Artiodactyla; Physeteridae. The record is from RefSeq and is a predicted model, not a curated record.